Messenger RNA from Sesamum indicum (sesame), 1255 nucleotides. Its product is annotated as Haloacid dehalogenase-like hydrolase (HAD) superfamily protein. Lineage: Eukaryota; Viridiplantae; Streptophyta; Magnoliopsida; Lamiales; Pedaliaceae. The record is from RefSeq and is a predicted model, not a curated record.
UUCUCUGAUUGUUUAGAAACAACCAAACAUGGCCUUACUUGCGGAGUUUGAAGGCUUUGACUACAGCUUCCCCUGCCAUUUCUUGUGUUCUUCACCUGCAACUACUGCGCGAAUUGAUGGAGGCCUCCACUCUCUUCAGAGCCUUUAAACCCUUUAAUUUCAAGCUCACAGCAUCUAUUCCCAUUCGAUGCUCUUCCAUUUCUUCCGUUCCUAGAAUUCACACAGGUAAAGGAGGAACGCUGAAGAGGGCGUAUGAUGGGUUGUUAUUAGAUGCUGGGGGCACACUCCUGCAGUUGGCCAACCCGGUUGAGGAGACUUACUUGACAAUUGGCCGAAAAUAUGGUCUGCAGUCUACUGCAGCUGAUAUAAAACAAGGUUUCAAGAGAGCUUUCUCUGCUCCGUGGCCUGAGAAACUCCGCUACCAGGGUGAUGGUAAGCCAUUUUGGAAACUUGUUGUUUCUGAAGCCACUGGCUGUGACAACACAAAUUACUUUGAAGAAGUGUAUGAGUAUUAUGCCAAUGGUGAUGCAUGGCAUCUUCCGGAGGGGGCUUAUGAAACUAUAUUAUGUCUGAAAGAUUCUGGAGUUAAAUUAGCCGUUGUGUCCAAUUUUGACUCCCGCUUGAGGAAGCUACUGAAGGACCUCAAUGUAUUAGAUCUGUUUGAUGCUGUCAUCAUAUCCUCGGAGGUUGGUUAUGAGAAACCAGAUGGAAGGAUAUUUAGAGCUGCUUUAGAUCAGAUCUGUGUAGAGGCCAGCAAAGCAGUUCAUGUUGGAGAUGAUACAAAGGCUGACAAGGCAGGGGCUAAUGCUAUUGGAAUUGACUGCUGGUUAUGGGGUAUGGAUGUGAAGAACUUCUCAGAUAUACAAAAUCGCAUCCUUCUGUCACAGUCCUAAACAAAGAAUUAACAAGCUUUUUUAAGUGCUGAAGAACUCAAAGGUGCAGCCAUCCGCUGGCCACAUCUGAGUCUAAGUUUAUGGAGCAUAGUUGUUGGGUUCUAUAUGGCUGUUUACAUUUUGUCAGUGCUCUGCCAUUAUUGAUGUCGAAUUAUGUACUUAACCCAGAAUGAAACCAUUGGCCCAGAUUCGAGGGACACAAGAGGAUAGAAUUGAAUCUUGGCUGGAGAAUCUGGAUCCACCAGGAAUAAAAGAACCCUAAAGUCUAACUUAUUCCUGUUCUCGAUUGAUGUACAGCCACAUACGAAUAUUAUCCUUUCUGUUCACAUGAAAUCUGAACCAUGAAAAAUCACUCAUACAAA